AUGCAGCCCACUUUCGUCCUCGCUCUCGCCGGCCUCGCCGCCGCCGGCCCCAUCCUCACCACCGUCACCGCGGACCCCAACUCGGUCGCCAUCGAGAACCUCUCGGUGCGCAAGAACAACGGCAUCCAGGCCGCAUCCUUCGACAUCACCCCCGCCGGCGCCAAGUGCUCGCAGACCGACCCGGCCUCCCUCACCUACCCCCGCAUGACCGAGUGCGAGGGCAGCGCCUACAACUACUAUUUCCAGAUCCAGGAGGGCGCUGAAUCUGGCAAGUGGGACUUGACCAUUACCCGCGAGGUCGGCAUGAACUCCGUUGUCAACGGUACCGUUUCUGUCCCGACUUACUGCCACGCUGGCGGCAACGGCCAGAACGACUUCGUCUGCUCGCAGGUCGGCAACGCUACGACCGUCCUGAACCAGCGCUUCGGCACCUACUAA
Lasiodiplodia theobromae is the source of this 438-nucleotide messenger RNA. Its product is annotated as Major allergen-like protein precursor. NCBI's taxonomy places the organism in Eukaryota, Fungi, Ascomycota, Dothideomycetes, Botryosphaeriales, Botryosphaeriaceae. Bases 1 to 438 code for a protein of 145 amino acids. The transcript is spliced from 2 exons. The record is from RefSeq and is a predicted model, not a curated record.